UUUGCCAAAAACCUGCUCCGCUCUUUCACUUCUUCUUCUUUUAUAUAACCAAAGCAAGGCCGAUUUUAAACCGGCGCUUUCUUUUUUAUGGUUGUAUUUCUUGUUUCAUUUAAUCAGAUUAUCAAGUGAGAAAAAGAGAGAAUGAAAAGGGAAGAUACAGUUAGGAAUGGGCAUUUCCUCGCCGAUAGGAGAUGGUUUUUCCCCAUCGUUAUCGCCGGCCUUAUAGCCGGAGCGAUUGUUACGUCCAGCUUCAUAAAAGCCGCCGAUUACUCGCUGCUAUGCUCCGUCGCCAACACCAUACCACCCCAGGGCGUUGGUAAUGGGUCGGCCACGCCGAUCCAACUCCAAGCCAUCAUCCACUACGCCACAUCACGCAUCACACCGCAACAAAACUUUAGGGAGAUCUCCGUUACCUUUGACGUCCUCAAGAAACGUUCUCCUUGUAAUUUCCUCGUCUUUGGUCUCGGCUACGAUUCCAUGAUGUGGACUUCGCUUAAUCCCAAUGGCAACACUAUAUUCCUGGAAGAGGAUCCCAAAUGGGUCCAGACCGUGCUCAAAGACGCGCCAGUCCUCCACGCCCACCCCGUCAAGUACCGUACACAGCUCAAGGAAGCCGACGCUCUGCUCUCCCAUUACCGCUCCGAACCCAGCUGUUUUCCCUCCGAAGCUUACUUACGAGGAAACGAUAAGUGCAAGCUUGCCUUGACGGGCUUUCCCGAUGAGUUCUACGAUACGGAGUGGGAUUUAAUAAUGAUCGACGCGCCGCGCGGAUAUUUCCCGGAGGCACCGGGAAGGAUGGCUGCGAUAUUCUCGGCGGCGGUCAUGGCGAGGAACAGGAAAGGGUCCGGCGUAACGCACGUGCUCUUACACGACGUGGAUCGGAGGGUAGAGAAGGUCUUCGCCGAGGAGUUUUUAUGUAGAAAAUACUUGGUUAAAAGUGUCGGUAGACUCUGGCAUUUUGAGAUUCCUUCCGCUGCUAACAUGAGCAGCCACGGCGGCGCUCAGUUUUGCUAAAAUGCGCUCCGUUCAGUCAUGCUCGUGUGUGUCAGAACUCACUCAUAAAUGAUAUAUUUUGAAAUAGUGGUAAUUUUUCGUUUUAUGAAUUGAGGGUUUUCUUUUAUAUUAUAAAUAAAAAUCAAGGAUGUUGUUGAUGAUUA
Messenger RNA from Gossypium raimondii (Peruvian cotton), 1157 nucleotides. RefSeq names its product probable methyltransferase At1g27930. The record is from RefSeq and is a predicted model, not a curated record. Bases 142 to 1014 code for a protein of 290 amino acids. Gene Ontology annotation, biological process: xylan biosynthetic process. NCBI's taxonomy places the organism in Eukaryota, Viridiplantae, Streptophyta, Magnoliopsida, Malvales, Malvaceae. The transcript has a single exon.